This is a messenger RNA of Mycena indigotica, 1383 nucleotides long. RefSeq lists its product as uncharacterized. The record is from RefSeq and is a predicted model, not a curated record. The coding region runs from base 1 to 1383 and encodes 460 amino acids. The transcript is spliced from 12 exons. NCBI's taxonomy places the organism in Eukaryota, Fungi, Basidiomycota, Agaricomycetes, Agaricales, Mycenaceae.
AUGCUCUCUUUCCACAGAACAUUUGCGGCAAGCCCUGAAGCUCUUUCCUCUGGACAUCCGUACUCUCUCGACAACUCCAAGAAAUCGUGUACAAUUCCUUUUGUCGAGUUUCGUGGCAUCGGUCCCCCCUCUUCGAGCAUUGGUCAUCCUGGAGAUGUCUAUGUCGACCUGACACAUACAGCACAUGCUCUUUACUGGAGAGACAGAAACGAAAACGACCCUGGACCUUGGAGAAGAUGGACUUCUGUGCUCCUAGACCAAGUUCCUCUCUACAAGUUUCUUGUAUGCCACCCUUGGGCAGACAACCCUCAGACAUCCGACCUCUAUCUUUGGGCCGAUCCUACUGGCAUCUCUUGGACGUCAAGAGCCGAGAUUUGUGCCAGUCGGGUUAUGAUGGUCCAGAAAAACAUCGCAGCAACCGCGCCGAGUCAGCGCAGCCCUGAUGUGGCAGCUCUCGUAUCGGAAAUUCUGGUCAAAAUGAUAGACAUGGAGGAUCGAAGGACGCUGCCUCCCAUUCUCGAGUCAAGCCAUGAUCAAGGACCGUAUACUACCGCGCCGUUUGCAAGCCGACCUCGCUCCCUUUCAUCUUCAGCUGACUAUCAAUCCACACUACCCCACCGGGCGCCACGCCCAUCGUCGCCUCAUCAUUACCCUUCCAAACGCCGGAACACGAUCACAAAUCCACCCACCCAGCUACCUCCCCUCGCUGUGGUAGUUUCCCCACGGCUUGCAUCGCGUGCAAAAAGUCCGCCUUUGUCUUUCCGACCAAUGCCCUACGAAAAGCCGAGGCCGGCUUCGCCGCCUCCCACUAGCUUCUCUGAUCACCGCCCCCAACACGCUAUCUCCGAGCCCGACCAGCGGUGUGAGACGCCGUUGAUCAAUUCUCGGCGUCAUGAACCAACUUCUUCGCCGUCACAGCCUCCAGCAAACGGACAUGCUACCAUUGAAGGUGUCCGUGAAGAUUUUGCUUGGACAGAGAUGCAGCGAGCACAAUAUGCUGAGGCUCAUUUCAAGCGAGAGCUCCGCCAGAAGAAUCGCGAACUUUCGAAAUUCAAAAAGAAAGAAAAGGACAUCAUCAGUCUGUCAUUCAUCUACCAGAAGAAAGAGCAAGAACUACUUGAUGCGCUCGCAACCACAGAGAGGAGAUCAAACGACGAGCUUGAGAAACAGCGGGAAGCGGUGCGGGACGCCCAACGCCAUGUUGAAGAAGCAGAGCGACAAACUCAGGAUGCGGUUCGGGAGUUGAGGCAACUCGAAGACGUAUUGAAUGAGGCACGUAAGGAAAUUCAACGCCUCAGGUCAUAUGCUGAGAAGAUGGAGGCUGAGAAUGGAGAACUGAAAGAUGAAAUGAGUAAAUCCUUGCGGUCCAGUGGCGAACCGUGA